Messenger RNA from Oryzias latipes (Japanese medaka), 8272 nucleotides. It is a transcript of the gene epas1b, whose product is annotated as endothelial PAS domain protein 1b. Gene Ontology annotation, cellular component: nucleus; cytoplasm; transcription regulator complex. The record is from RefSeq and is a predicted model, not a curated record. NCBI's taxonomy places the organism in Eukaryota, Metazoa, Chordata, Actinopteri, Beloniformes, Adrianichthyidae. Gene Ontology annotation, molecular function: protein dimerization activity; DNA-binding transcription factor activity, RNA polymerase II-specific; RNA polymerase II transcription regulatory region sequence-specific DNA binding. Gene Ontology annotation, biological process: cellular response to hypoxia; regulation of transcription by RNA polymerase II.
GCCAGCUGACAUUCGGGUCAGAGACCGCGCAGCUUCUGCGGGGACUUCUGUCAGUCCGCGAGGGAAAAAAGUUUUGACAAGCAGCUCGUGUCGACAGCAGCAGCGGCUCGGCGUUCCCUUCCAAACCUGCAAGAGGUGUCCUGUGAGCGGGGAAAGAAGAGGCCGUACAAUCCUCGGCAGUGUUCUGAGACUGUACGCCCCCCCCCCCGAAGCCCCCUUCUCUUACAAGCCCGGACGCUUUCUUCCAGCCAGGGUUCCAUGGACUUACUCAUCGCAUAGAGGGACUUCUUCUCACCUGCGCUCUUUGGCCUAAAAGCGGCACUCCCCUUUCCUCCAAAAAAAAAGAAAUACGUCUACUAACUUUUAAAUUAAACUUGAGUGGAGUUACUGCUCUGCGUCUGAGUAAGCCAAACUAUGACAGCUGACAAGGAAAAGAAGAGAAGCAGCUCGGAGCGGCGGAAGGAAAAGUCCCGAGAUGCGGCACGCUGCAGACGCAGCAAAGAGACGGAGGUUUUCUACGAGCUGGCCCACCAACUGCCUUUACCACACAGCGUUAGCUCCCACCUGGACAAAGCCUCCAUCAUGAGGCUGGCCAUCAGCUUCCUGCGCACACGCAAGCUGCUCGCCACAUGUGGCAGCAGUGGCAGCAGUGACAGCGACAAGGACGCACACAUGGACAGCCUGUACCUAAAGUCUCUGGAGGGCUUCAUCACCGUGGUAACGACAGAUGGCGACAUGAUCUUCUUGUCUGAGAACAUCAACAAAUUCAUGGGCCUCACGCAGGUGGAGCUCACUGGUCACAGCAUCUUUGACUUCACCCACCCGUGUGACCACGACGAGAUCAAAGAAAAUCUUAGUCUGAAGACAACAGGAAGUGGCUUUGGUAAAAAAGGCAAAGAACUGAGCACAGAACGGGACUUCUUCAUGCGGAUGAAAUGCACGGUAACCAACAGAGGACGCACCGUCAACCUCAAGUCGGCCGGCUGGAAGGUGCUCCACUGCACCGGUCAUCUGAAGAUGUAUGACGGCUGCCCUUCUCGCGUGCUUUGUGGCUACAAAGAGCCCCCACUCACCUGUGCCGUCUUGAUGUGCGAACCAAUCCCACACCCGUCCAACAUCGACACACCUUUGGACAGCAGGACCUUCCUGAGCAGACACAGCAUGGACAUGAAGUUCACCUACUGCGAUGACAAGGUGACCGAGUUGAUUGGUUACGCUCCUGAGGACCUGCUGGGUCGUUCGGUCUAUGACUUUUACCACGCCCUGGACUCUGACAGCGUCACCAAGAGCCACCACAACUUGUGUAGCAAGGGUCAGGCAGUCAGCGGUCAGUAUCGCAUGCUGGCUAAGAAAGGCGGCUAUGUGUGGGUGGAAACCCAGGGAACCGUCAUUUAUAACAGCCGAAACUCUCAGCCACAAUGCAUCGUCUGCAUCAACUACGUCCUCAGUGACAUUGAGGACAGGGCUGUGAUAUUCUCUUUGGAGCAGACAGAGUCUCUGUUCAAGCCGCAACACAUGAACAGCUUCUUCAGCGCUGGAGGAGCAGGCAUGAAUGGGGAGCCAGGAGACUCCCUGUUCAGCACCCUAAAGGAGGAGCCAGAGGACCUUGCACAGCUGGCUCCAACACCUGGAGACACCAUCAUUUCUCUUGAUUUUGGUCGAUCUGAGUUUGAGGAGCCUCAACAUCCAUCAUCAUUCACACCGGCAUCUGCUUCAGCCAUGCCCCCGCUGGGACCUUUGUCCUGGGCAAGUGAGAGCCACAAACCUGGGUCCAAUGCAGUUCCAGGGGAGUUGGCUACCAUGGCCGGCGCAUUCACCGUGCAGCAGAAUAAGCCCCCGGGCAGUGCCACUCCGAGCCUGAGCAGCUGCUCCACGCCCAGCAGCCCCGGUGAUUACUACAGCUCAGUGGACAGCGACCUGAAGUUGGAGCUGACCGAGAAGCUUUUUGCUCUGGACACCGAGGGAAACAAUUCUGCAAACACAGAGAGAGAUUUGUGUGAUUUGGAUCUGGAGACCUUGGCUCCUUAUAUCCCGAUGGACGGAGAGGACUUCCAGCUGAAUCCAAUCAUUCCUGAGCCUGAACCUCUGGACAACUCCGGAGGAGCAGGAUCCAUGGGCAACAACAGCAAACAGAACGUCCAGCAGAGCUUCAGUGACAUUGCAAGCCUCUUCCAGCCGCUGACCUCUCCCCCUCCACUGCAAGGCUGCUAUCGGCCUGAGCCACAACCAUCCUGGGCCAUCAGGGAGAGGAGAAGCUCUGGUCAGGGUACUGUGGAAGCCAGGGAGAGGUCAUACAUGAUGGGCCGUAUGGGGACUCCACCGUACCAGGCCCCAGCCAGCGGCCCACUGUCUUCCAUGCAGUGGCCUCCUGAUCCAAUAAUAACUUACCAGCAAUCGACAAGGACUCCUAAGGCCUGUCUGAUGGAGGAUUUACCAGAAGAACGGCCGUCCUGCCAGCAAAAUACAUCGUAUCUCAUGCAGAAACCGAGGUCAACGGAAAAUUUUGUGCAAGCAUACAAAGACAUGAGUUCUAAAGCAGGCGUGGGCAGCAGUAUCAAGCGGUCCUUUAACCAGAUGACUGUGGGUGAAAUGAAGCCAGCAGAAGUUAUAUGGAAGAAGAUGAGGGAUGACAGCCGCAUGGAUCGUUCCCUCAGUGCAGGAUCACUGACAGAGUCUGCGAUGGGGACGGUAAUGCCAGGCAGCAUGUCUCCGUUUAUAUGCUCCCUGGAAAAACACAGGAAGUCUCAGUACACAGGGAGCGGGAGAAACGGAGCAAACAGAAAGACGUUUGCCCAAAAGAGCUGCAGUUACUCGGAGUACAACAUGCAGUCUUCAAGCAAGUCAGAGGGCAUAGCAAGCCGUUUGCUGGGACCUUCAUUCGAGCCCUCCUUCCUGCCGGAGUUGACUCGUUACGACUGCGAGGUCAACGUCCCGCUGCAGGGGAACCUGCACCUCCUCCAGGGCUGUGACCUCCUGCGCGCCCUGGACCAGGCCACCUAAAGCCCCUGCUCCCAACCCUGAUAUAGACCCGGACUUGCUCUCAGCCUUGAGUCUCGACACGCAGCCCGUGACAAAAGUCGUUCUUUACCUUCGUACCUUUGGGCCUCUCGAGAGCCCUGUAUGCCUAGCUAUCUGUAGACCGUGGUAUUCAUGACCAGAUCCUGCCUUACGUAGCCCCCGUUUCCCGUCCCUUCUGUAGUUGCUUUGAUAAACGUUCUCAACCUGCAUUACAAUCAGGGUUCAAGCUACUUAUACUAUUUUAUCUCAGAACAUGUUUAUCCAGAUGCAGGUUGACCAGAGUAGAGGAGCUGUCACAUGCGACAAGCCGUGCACACCAUAUGCAGAAUACAUGGGUCACUAGGUGAGAAAAUAAAGGUCAGUGCUGGAUAUGUGACAGAUUACAUAACACUACAGUCACCUGGGUCACACGUUGAAGAGUCCUGACACUCAGAUGUUUGGGAUUUAGUGAAUAUUUGUUCUGGAAUAGAUGCUGAGAUUAACACGGUGCUUGUGGUGGGGAGAUAGGCAAUCUGCCUAAAUCUCUGCACCCGCUGCACCUCAACCUCCAGUUGAUUCCUGUUGAGGCUGUACAGUCUAUGCAGUUCCUUUUGUCAACCGGCCGAAGCAUUCAGUUCAGAAAACAAACAAAAAACGACACUGUCUCCAUACUAACAGAAAAACUGUGUUCUUUAAUGUCAUAUAUAUUUUACCAGCAUCUAGUGAACGCAGCCUUGUUUCCUAGUUUCAGGCAGAGUCUCAAGCCAGAGCUGGGUAUCAUGAAUUGCCUCUGAAAGGAAGCCAUCUGUAGAAAAACCCUCGAGAUAAAAAAAAAAUUAUCCGAUUCCCAAAGAGGACAAAAAUGGUGCAAUAUGGAAGACUGGAGCACUUUAAAGAGUUGCUAAAUGUGACGAGUGGGCCAAUAGAAAUAAUUACUUGAACUACUUUGACGCUAGUUAAAAUUUCACUUCUUUUUUUUUCUUUCUGUGACUAAUGUAGUUUUUAAUUUGGAUCAUUAGAUGCUAGAAAUGGAAGCCAUAAUAAUUGAAUUGUACCUACGAUUUCUUAUUUCACACAACACUGCAGCUUCAUUGGAGCACAAACAUGUUACAUUUAUAUCGUUAACCCAUAUAUUAUAAUGUAGAGGAUUUAUUACUUAUUACUUCACUAUUGUUUAAUUGUUCAUAGAAAACUCUUGUCUUCUUCUUUAAACUGUCUCAAAUUUGGUUUUAUUUUGAAAAUCUGGAAGUGAGGCGAAUCAGUGCGAUGAUACCCAGCCUGCAGCUCGAGCUUCUUCUACACAUACACCACCAGUUUCUUAGAAUCCGUCUCAUCUUCAUCAAAGCACCUCAGUCUGCUCUUUUCAGUACUAAUAUGUGACAGCGUCUACUUAUUGGAUUAUUUCUGCAACAUUUACACAUAAAAUUCACAAUUAUAUUCUAAUCGUUGUGAACAGCUGUGCUUCAGUUACUGAACUGACAAUUUUUAGGUUCUAAAUCACCCUGCCACCCUUGAGUUUUCCUGUUUUAAUCAAAUUAGGACACUUGAACAAAACUGUUUCUAAUGUACACUGAGAUUUUCAGUCAAUCAGAUUCUUUACAUUGCGCGUCUGUCUCACAGACAUGAUUGUAAAGUGUAAUCUGUAAUAUAUGUUCGUUACGUAUCUGAAUAGUCGUUUUGGAGGGGCUUUCUUUUGACUUUUUUGAAAAUCUUUUCUUUUUUACAUGUUUGUCUAAAGUUGUGUUCAAUUAGAUUAUGUUGUUGUUGUGAUUACAGGGUAUUUACUUAUUUCAUUUUUUAUGUUUAGCUAGCAUCCAUACACCAAACUAAAGCUUUUACAAACGAAUGUGACCUGCAGACAGUUAGAGUUCCUUUUGCACACACGCUUUGCAUUCAAACAGAAGAGUCUAAAUAGGAGUCGUGCACACAAGGGAGAGGUGAUGGGGAACCUCCAUGCAUGGAUGCAAACCCGUUUUACCUCUGCAGAACUGCCUCUAUACAGAGUUUUAUCUUUUAGAACUGCUUUGUUGUAAGUCAGUGAAGUCAAAUAGUUUCAUCUUUUAGGUGGCUUAUCUUCAUCUUUGGUUUAAAAAUAAUUUAAAAAAAAAGUUAAAAAAAAUUCAUUAUGAAACUGCUUUUGCAAAUUUGACAAUUUCCUAGCAAUUUAUGUGUGUUACAUUGUUCCAAGCUGUGCAGAACCAAUAAAAAAAGAGCUACCUGAGCAGCUUCAUUUGCUCCUUUUUAGGGCAGACGGUGCAUGUAACUCCUUCCCCUGCAGUCACCACUCACUAGGAUCAAGAGAACAGCAGUAUAGUUCGUAAUUCAUUUAGAUUAAACUCUUAGACGUCACAGCAGCCGGGGAAGUCUCCUGAAAAUGGAGUUUAGGUAGGUGUUUUCUUUAAAAAACAUCACAGAACAUGGCCAGAUUUUGGACACAUCAACAGUGGCUGCCAAUACCAGAGGGCAGAUUCUCACUAUAGCUUUUAACAAUUUGGCAAGGAGGAAUAGAUUUGAACCCAGAUAAUCUCUAAAUUCCUUUAACUAAUUUUAGAAAAUUCCUUUAACUCUGUGUACAAGUUUUUCCAGAGCUAAAUUUCUCUUUGAGAAGUGACCACUUUCAGUAUGAGAUACAGAGUUUUGUACACAAACAUAUGAUGUAUUUAAAAAAGAGCUCUAAUGUUGAAAAUAGUAUUGUAAGUUUUUGUGUCCUGGUACUUUGUCCUGCCCUCCCUUCUCCUCCUCUGUAGAUGCUGUUAGAUCAGAGAAGAUGACAUGUGUUUCUGUUAUGGUGGCUUUUUAACUUUUUUUUAAUCUCUUCUUGGCGUAAAUUAUCUACUGAAUCUGUUGGCUGGCCAGUACUGUUGUUGUUGUUCUCGCUUAAAAAAGAAAAAAAAAAAAAGAAGAAAAAGUUUGGAUUAAAAAAAGCUAAAUAUCAAUUUUACAAGUUUCACCUUCAGAUAUGUAGCAUUUUGAAUAUUGUAAGGCAGGUGAAGUUGCCACAUAAUCGCAUUGUUUUCAAGUUUGCAUAUAUAAAUAUAAAGGCGAUGGUGCUUUAUAGACCAUUCAUGUGUUGUUUUUAAACUUUUAAUACAUGUCUCGGAUCCACUAACACUGACUUUUGACGUUUUUCUGCUUUUAUGUUUUGUUUCCUUGUAAUGCAUAAAAUGUGCCUUAUCAUGACUUCACAUACUGAACAGACAGAGUUCACCCUUCAAGUGCACAGUGUGUUUCUUGCCAAUUUUAGCUGACACGUUUUUUUUUAAAGUUUUUUUUUUAAAGUGGGAGCUUUUUAUCUCAUCUCCCUGUUUGUUCGAACUUCCCCCUUGAAAAAGUCCAAAUCCUUGAUGGUUUUUAGCUUUACUGUUUAUGGUAGAAGACACGGUAGUUUGAAAACAUUAAGAAGCAUGUGCACAAUCUGAAUUCUGAUGAAAUCCUACAGAUUUUUUUUUUUUUAUCUAACUGACCUUCCUCCAUCUUUCUUUUAGCCCCUUUAAUGGCUCAAGCAGACACAUCUUGUAGAAUGAAAACACACCUGAUGGAGUUGACUUACUCAAACGUGGUGUAAAGUUUUAGGACAUGGAUUUACCAGCUCAUCACCUGACUGAUGAAGCUGCAUGUGGGCUUUUAGGAUGAGCAGGAAACAGUUUGACUUAACAUUAAAAUAAAAAAAGGGAGGCUCUUUCAUUCUGCCUCUUUGCCUUUAAAGUGAGCUUUCUGGUAGAAACAUGAUAGAACCUCAAAUUUGGAUUCUACCAAGUUGACAGCUACAAGGUAAUUGCAGCCAAAAUUGAACAACAAAAUUGAAAACUUUGUACUCAAGAGUUUAUUUAAAAAACUUUAGCGGACAAGCUGGUCUCUUUCAUGAAAGCAAGCAUUUGCAAUUAUGUUAUAUUUUAUGAUAUUCACAGCAUAAUAGGAAAGUUUGAUCUAUUGAAGUUUAAAGUGUGCAUUAAUCACGUGUAUUCAUGAUUUAUGAGGUUCCAAAAAAUUAGAACAGUAAACAAGGCCACAAACUUUUAGACGACCAUCUAUUUGGGAUUGUUAAAAAAUCCUAUGAUUUUAAAUUUUAACCUGGUAACAUUACAAGUGUGAAUAAGAAUAAAGUUGAAAUCUGUAAUCAAAUUUUUAUUUAAUUUUGCUUCAGCAUUUUAAAUUCUUUACACUUGUCAAGUGAUGUUGAUGGUACAGUUUAAAGAAAAGAUUUAAAACCAGAGUGGGGAUUAUUUUUGAAAAAGGUGUACUAGAUUACAGCUAUUCAAUAAUUCAGAUUAAUAUUGAAACUAAAGCCUGUUCACUGAUGCACCUGUUUCUCCUCACUUUGCUUAACCAAAAUCUAUUUAUUUCCCUUAAAAUGACUGGAUUUCUUUAUGCUAGAGCAUCCUUUUUAUUAAACACAAAAAACUCCAGAAAUGUAUUAGUGUUUUAAGAUUUAUGCUUAGUAUAGCUUUUAUUUUCUAGAAUGAAUGGAAACGUAUAUUUUCAGAAAAGCACCUUAUGACUUUUUUCUAAAAAAUGGCAAUUAAAAGACUUAAAAGUGCAAUAUUGUCCAAUUACUAAGAUGAAAUAUCUUGGAGACCAAAGAUGGACUAAGACCGAAGCAGGAAACGUGCACAGUGAUAGAAGAAGCGAUGGAUUAUUUUUGCAACUCGAAAAAUGAGCUGCAGUAUGUGAAAUUAGUUGGCGAAACGAAAGUCGAUAAAACAAAAAUAAUAAAUCCAGACUAGAGAAGUCUUGCAAGAUUGUUCAGAUUCUGCUGCUACGGCCAGAUAAAUGUACUGUUCAUUAAAGUAAAUAUACACCAAACUAUUGCUGUCCAAGUUAGAAACACUAAUAAUGGUAGCAUCCCCUUGACGUUACAAGAGGCCAAGCUAAAAGUAGGCGGGGCUUAAAUGCUCCGCUUAAACCAUAAAAUCCACUCAUAGUAGUGCUCAACAUACUGAGCUGCUUGAAGGGUUUUCCCAAAAAGCUAAAGUGACGAAUCACUGAGGAGGAAACACAGCCUUUGUGCUUCCUUUGUCAAAACAAUAUCUGUCUCAAACCUUUUUUAGCACACUUAUUCCUUCUGGGAUCCAUGCUCAACUACCUGUUGUCUGUUGUUUUGUCAUACAUUGCAGUUAUACUAGCUCAUUCAGAUUUUUAUAAUAUGUUAAAAAUUCAUAUUGAUUCUAUUAUAUUAUAUUGUUAUCAUUGUUAUUACUAUAUGGGAACUUUAACCCAAUAAGAAGUUUGUGUUUCUGCACUGAUAUCUUAUUAAAGCAUACUGAUCCUACCCUCA